Rhineura floridana is the source of this 7726-nucleotide messenger RNA. RefSeq names its product SLIT-ROBO Rho GTPase activating protein 1 (gene SRGAP1). Gene Ontology annotation, molecular function: protein binding. The transcript is spliced from 23 exons. Gene Ontology annotation, cellular component: cytoplasm. Gene Ontology annotation, biological process: negative regulation of cell migration; signal transduction. The record is from RefSeq and is a predicted model, not a curated record. The coding region runs from base 1248 to 4397 and encodes 1049 amino acids. NCBI's taxonomy places the organism in Eukaryota, Metazoa, Chordata, Lepidosauria, Squamata, Rhineuridae.
CAUCGCGCUCAGCAGAGCCAGCGCUGAGGCACAGCCUCCAGCGGGAGCCUGGACAGAGGCCGCUUGCACGCUCACCCCGGGAGGCAUCCGGGCAGCCUAGAUUGCUAAGCCCCACCCCCGUGCUCUCUGCCAUUGGACGGCGGCGGAAGCGAGGUGACCGCAAUUGGCCGCGAGAGGUGUCGCUCCGAGCAGGGAGGGAGCGAGGGAGAGAAGAACCCAGGACGCUCUUGGACUGGUGGUACAGUUUUUCGCUCUCUCCUUCUUCGCGGGUGGUGUUGUAUAGCCAACGCGUUUCCCACCCCCGCACCGUCGUUCUAGGCUAGUAGCUGCAGCGGGAGGCGGCGGCGGAAGUGAAGGUGUGGCGGCCGUAGCCGCAGCGGCCCAGGUCUGGGCACCCGAGAAAGCGGGUGGGAGGAAAGGGAGAAGCGACCGGGGGCCGCGAGAACUUUGUUUCUAAGCAGCCGCUUGGUGGGGUAAGGCUACAGGCUUCCCGAGCAGCCGCUUGGGCGGCUAGAGAUUGGGGUUAGGCGGCGCCUCGCCUGGGUCUCUUGGGAGUCGCCUGCUUAACUCGCACCCCGUCAGGAGGCGAUGGCAAACGCCACGGUGUUCGAGUGCCAUUAAAGACCUGCUGGAACCCGCGCUGGUUUUCGCCGAGGCUCGGUCCUUCUCCACAGCGUGAGGUGGGCGACGCAGGCAAUGCUGCGGACGACCGUUCAGGCUUUUGCACGGAGCUAAGCAAGGAGCCCCCGGCUUUCAGCAGCAGCAGUAGGAGGAGGAGUGAAGAGGACUCGCCAGGUGGUGAGGGGAAGGGGUUAGCUCCGGCCGUUUGCUCUUUUCAAGCCUUUGGUUGCUGCUGUUGCUGCUGCGCCCAGAGAUGGUGCCAGCCCCGGGAUUAGCUUAAAGUCUUCUCUUCAGCGCUUCCCCUCCCCCCCGGUCCCACCUUUCCACGACGAUCGCUGGCAGAUCUAGGUUGGGACACGCAUCAAAGUGUCUCGUUUGUUUCUCCCGCCCCUUCUCCUCCUGCUCCUCAAGAAAGCUCUGUGCUGGACGAUAAUAUUGUAAUAAAAAACUCCGAAGUCUUUCCUCUCGCGCUUAAAGAAGAACCGGGCGGAUAAUGUCAACCCCAAGCAGAUUCAAAAAGGACAAAGAAAUCGUGGCCGAAUAUGAAAGUCAAGUUAAAGGCAGGGGUCCAGAGACGGUGAAGGAAGAGCAGAGGAGAGUCAGACCCCUGGGUUCUGGCUGGCUAAAUGAUUCAGCAGGCAAUUUCAGAGAUUCGAGCUCAGCUAAUAGAGCAACAGAAAUGUCUGGAGCAGCAGACUGAGAUGAGGUUGCAACUUCUUCAAGAUCUGCAAGAUUUCUUCCGCAAAAAAGCGGAAAUAGAGACUGAAUAUUCUCGCAGUCUAGAAAAGUUAGCAGAAAGGUUCAUGGCAAAAACAAGAAGCACUAAGGACCAUCAGCAAUACAAGAAAGACCAGAAUCUGCUAUCUCCAGUAAAUUGCUGGUAUUUACUCCUCAACCAAGUGAGGCGGGAAAGCAAAGAUCAUGCAACUUUGAGUGAUAUCUACCUGAACAAUGUCAUCAUGCGCUUUAUGCAGAUAAGUGAAGAUUCCACCAGGAUGUUCAAGAAGAGCAAAGAGAUUGCAUUCCAGCUUCAUGAGGAUUUAAUGAGGGUUCUUAAUGAGCUUUAUACGGUCAUGAAAACAUACCAUAUGUAUCAUACAGAAAGCAUCAGUGCAGAAAGUAAACUGAAGGAAGCUGAAAAACAAGAAGAAAAGCAAAUUGGCAGAUCAGGAGAUCCAGUUUUUCACAUUCGUCUAGAGGAAAAACACCAGAGACGUAGCUCUGUGAAGAAAAUUGAAAAAAUGAAGGAAAAACGUCAAGCAAAAUAUUCUGAAAACAAGCUGAAAUCCAUUAAAGCCAGAAAUGAAUAUCUGCUAACCCUUGAAGCAACAAACGGUUCUGUUUUCAAGUAUUACAUUCAUGACCUUUCAGAUCUGAUUGAUUGUUGCGAUCUUGGAUAUCAUGCAAGCCUGAACAGAGCCUUAAGAACAUAUCUCUCUGCAGAAUAUAACCUUGAAACCUCUCGACAUGAGGGUCUGGACAUCAUUGAGAAUGCUGUUGACAAUUUGGAGCCACGAAGUGACAAGCAGAGAUUCAUGGAGAUGUACCCUGCAGCAUUUUGUCCUCCAAUGAGAUUUGAGUUUCAGCCCCAUAUGGGUGAUGAGGUUUCUCAUGUCAGUGCCCAGCAGCCAAUCCAAGGGGAACUUAUGCUUAGGUAUCAGCAACUGCAGUCACGACUGGCUACACUGAAAAUUGAAAAUGAGGAGGUUAAGAAGACAACGGAAGCUACUUUACAGACCAUACAAGAUAUGGUCACUAUUGAGGACUAUGAUGUUUCUGAAUGUUUCCAGCACAGCCGUUCAACUGAAUCUGUAAAGUCAACGGUUUCUGAGACCUACUUGAGCAAACCUAGCAUUGCUAAGAGAAGAGCUAACCAGCAGGAGACUGAACAGUUCUAUUUCAUGAAAUUCAGAGAGUAUCUAGAGGGAAGUAAUCUCAUCACAAAGCUUCAAGCAAAACAUGAUUUACUGCAACGGACACUUGGAGAAGGUCACAGAGCAGAAUAUAUGACUACAAGCCGAGGACGAAGGAACUCCCACACCAGACAUCAGGACUCAGGGCAAAUAAUCCCCCUCAUAGUAGAAAGCUGCAUCCGAUUUAUCAACUUGUAUGGUCUUCAGCACCAGGGCAUUUUCAGAAUAUCUGGCUCCCAGGUGGAAGUCAAUGAUAUUAAAAAUUCAUUUGAGAGAGGUGAAAACCCUUUGGCAGAUGAUCAAAGUAACCAUGACAUUAACUCAGUUGCUGGAGUAUUGAAGCUCUAUUUCCGAGGGCUGGAAAACCCUGUCUUUCCCAAGGAAAGAUUUAAUGAUCUUAUUUCUUGUGUCAGAUUAGAAAAUCUCUAUGAGAGAGCUCUUCACAUACGAAAACUCCUCCUGACUUUGCCCAGAUCAGUCCUUAUAGUGCUGAGAUACCUUUUUGCUUUCCUCAAUCACCUUUCACAGUACAGUGAUGAAAAUAUGAUGGAUCCUUAUAACCUGGCCAUUUGUUUUGGCCCAACAUUGAUGCCUGUUCCAGACAUACAAGAACAAGUGUCAUGCCAGGCUCAUGUGAAUGAAAUAAUCAAAACAAUCAUCAUUCACCACGAAAACAUUUUCCCAGAUGCAAAGGAACUAGAUGGCCCCAUUUAUGAAAAAUGUAUGGCUGGUGAUGAGUACUGCGAUAGUCCUUACAGUGAGCAUGGUACCUUAGAAGAAGUAGAUCUGGAUGCUGGUACAGGACCCCACACCAGUGAGGAUGAAUGUGAACCAAUAGAAGCUAUUGCUAAGUUUGACUAUGUUGGAAGAUCUGCACGAGAGCUGUCUUUUAAAAAAGGAGCCUCCCUGCUUUUAUAUCAUCGAGCUUCCGAUGACUGGUGGGAAGGAAGACAUAAUGGAAUUGAUGGCCUUGUACCUCACCAAUACAUAGUGGUUCAAGAUAUGGAUGAUACUUUCUCAGAUACACUGAGCCAAAAAGUAGACAGUGAAGUCAGCAGUGGGCCAGUAAUGGAGGACAAGUCUUCAUCUAAGGAUAUGAAUUCACCCACAGAUCGUAAUCCUGAAAUGUAUUUAGGAAGGCAGCGCAAGAGAUCUGAACUCCCGCUUCCUGGGAGACGUCCUGGCAGGACCAGCGACGGACACUGUCCAAUUCAUCAACCACAAGGCCUUGCCAAUUCAGCGCUGGAGUUGGGUUCCCCCAGUUUGGCAAGCCACAGCACUUCUCGAGCUGUGCUUCAAAACCGCAGCCUCAAUACAGACAGCCCAGAAAGGAGACGAAGGCCUGGUCAUGGCAGCCUCACCAAUAUUAGUAGGCAUGAGUCACUGAAGAAACUUGACAGUCCUCCAAUUAGAAGAUCAACAUCUUCUGGCCAAUACCCAGUUUUCAAUGAUCACAAACCACUUGACCCAGAGGCAAUUGCUCAGGAUAUUGAAGAAACAAUGAAUACAGCUCUGAAUGAACUCCGGGAACUGGAACGUCAAAGCUCUGCAAAACAUGCUCCAGAUGUAGUGUUGGAUACCUUAGAACAAAUGAAAAAUUCUCCCUCCAGCACCACCUCAACAGAAUCACUGAGCCCUCUACACAAUGUCCUGUUAAGAAGCACUGAGCCUCAGAUUCGGCGUAGCACUAGCUCUUCCAGUGAUACCAUGAGUACCUUCAAGCCCAUGGUGGCACCCAGAAUGGGUGUGCAGCUGAAACCACCUGCACUUAGGCCAAAACCCAUAGUUCUUCCAAAAACAAACCCAACCAUAGGCCCUUCAUCUCCUUCCCAAGGUCCAGCAGACAAAUCUUGCACAAUGUAAAAACCAAGCAGUUCAUGUGACAAGCAUGGAGUGAACUACCAAAAGAAUGGAUCAGUGAUAGAUAUCUGGGUUCCAUUGCACCAUUAGUUUGUAUUUAUAACAAGGUUUUGUUUUUUAAAUGUUUUUAAUGUAAUGUCUCAAAGCUACCUACAUUAACAUGGAUUCAAUUUUUAAACUGGACCAUACAGUGCAUCAUUUUAAAACAACAGAAACACAUACCUUUACUUGAAACUUCCACACUGCACCUUUUCUAAUUAAAGCAUCACAGGUCACAGCCAGCAUCCCAUGUAGUUCAAUAAUUUACAUUUAUUGUAGUUUUUAGACUUCAUAAGAAAUUCUUAUGAAUGGUUAUUUGAAAAGGAUUCAUUAAUGGAUUUGUUUACUUCUAUAUUACUGGGUCUAAUAUAGAACAGAUUUUUAUAUGGGCUGAAAGUUGUAUCUUGAGAAUUACUAAGUAGUGAAUAAGGAAAGAAGAGUCACUCUGACAUUUCCUUCAAAAUACUUGGUAUGUGUGUUGGUAGUAUUAGUACAGCUCACUGGCUGAAUAUGGGGAAUGAAUUUUCAUCUCCCGCUGAUGUAGAUGACAGCUCUCUAAAUCAAAGUUAAAGCCUGUUGUCAGAAGUACUGUAUAGAAUAGUUUCUAAUGGUUGCAUUCAGGCUUACUGCACUGCAAUAAAGCUAGGUUUUACUCACCAGUUAUUUCAGAUAACUAUUUACAUAAACAAUUCACACACAAAAGAUUGUUUACAUUCCUAUGAGCCAAUUGUUUAGAUGUCUCUGCAGAUAAAGUAUUUGCUACCUAAUGAUUUGUAACAAAACAUUCCUAGAAAAUGAGGAAGUUGUGGAACCUACACCUUGAAGCUGCUGUAUCCUCAUAAUUAUGAAACACAUUAGCCUGCAAGUCACCCUAAGCCAUGGUUAAUGGCUUACUGUGAACAAGCAGUAUGAUAGAUCCUGGAGAUGGAAGAAACAAACCACAAAGUUUGGAUUUGUUGCAAGUGUUUGGGAGAAACAAACCAUGAGCAGUAAGCCAAGAACAAGCCUGCUUCUGCUUAUGGUUUGUUUCUCUCCAAACAAAUCACAAACAGAAACCAAGGUUUCUUGUCUUGCUACUCUUGGCUUGGGAGAAACAAAUCAUGAGUGCUAAAUAACUCUAAGCCAAGCAUUGUGGUUUGUUGCUCCUGCAUCCAGGCAGAGUGGAGCAAGGUGGGACCUAUAGAGCAGUGUGCACUAGUACGCUGUUUGUUCCUAGUAAACCAUGGUUUAUUGCUUCCUGUGACAUGUGAGCUGGGCUACUGUAUACAAAAGAAAGUGUGCUGUUUCUUGAGUCUUUAUUAAAGUGACUUAUUAGUUUCUAAACUGGAAUCACCACUACUGAGGCAAGAAGUUGUUCACAGGGCAAUAUUAUUUUCUCUAGAAUCUGAAUAAAAUUUGUCAGUACCACUUUUUUUUCAAAUUAUGUCAGUACCUUUUUUCAUGUGUGUGUGUGUAUGUAAGCUAUCAACCUGCAUAGUGCUUUAUCUUUGUUUUUAUUGUUACAUAUGAAGUAACUGCACAGGUGUUUUGCUCAAACUUAACACUAAGCCAUAUCAUUUCUGUGAAUGUUUUUACAAGGUCACCACCUCACUCCACAGGAGAAUUUACUGUAUUCUAUUAAUCAAGCAACCACUUAACUAAAAUCUUACAAGUACUGGUUUUGGAGUGCAAAUACUUUGAGAAGGGCUGUGGGCUGGAAUUGAUUCAGCUGAUACCUACAUAUGCAAAAUUGGGUCAAAAUAAGGGGUUUCUUUUCUUGCAUAACUUGUCACAUUAGGAACUUGCUGUUCUUUAAAUUGAAGAUUUUCAUUUGGAUCCUUUUCAUUUGAUCCUUCGUGCUAUGUGGAAUCAAAUGGGAGAAGACUAAUUGUCAUGCGACAAGAAUUGUUAGUGUAUUAACAGUCUGAGGACAUUGUAGCCUGUUACUAUGAUUUGGGACUGAUUUCUUCCCACUGCAGUUUAUUUGCUAAUUAUAUUUAGAUGAAUGGGAUUGCUAAAUCCCACAUAACACAGGCAUGGCAAAGACAUGGCAAAGUAACCUUGCAAAGAAGUUCACAAAAGUUCCCCAUAUACAUGUAUAUAAGCCAGCCUGUCACACAUCUUUGGGGGGGGGGGUGGAGAGGGAGAAAGAGAACAAACUUUUGUAGAGCUUCCCGGCAUAGUGUUCUGGAGGCAAUUCUUUUUUCCCCCUCAGAUAAUAAGGCUAGUCACUAUUUACAAACCUAAAUUAGAAACCAGAUCUGCUGGGUGGGAUGCAUUAAUCUGAGUAAGAUAAAGAAAUUCACUAAGGGACUUUCCAAUACAGCAUGCAGAAUUUUGUUUGCCACAGAAGACUGAGACAACAGGACAUUUUACAUCCACCAAAGCUGCCACUAUUUAAGGAGGAACUUGGUCACAUAUCCCGUGACUGCAUGCUGGAAGCUUAGCUAAGAUCCUGGACUCUGCAGUUAACUUUCAACUAAUGCUAAUCAUCACGAAAUGUUGCAGUGACACAUGCAAGGCUAGGAAUUUUCAUAAGUAGCCAAAAUGUAGGACCUAUGGAACAAACUGAAGAGUUGGCUUUCCCGUAAGAGCAUUCUAGCCUAGUCACUUUUUAAAUAGAUAAUGUGGCAUAAUUAAGGUGGGUGCCUGUAUCUUGAAACUGCAUAGGGAAAUUCUGUAUGUCUGAAUAACUGUACUGGCCUUCAUACUGCUUAUAUUAGAAAUUGUUUAGUGAAGAAAAAAUAUUAGAAACAGUGCGUUUAGUGAAUGCUUCAGCUUAGAACAUUCACAUGAGUUAAAUGUGUGUAGUUUGAUGGUUUGUUAUAGCUACUUGAAGUAUAGUGAAUGGAUAUAUAACAGGAAAGACUGAUACAACUACAGGCAUCGUAAAGGGUCAACACCUGUGUACCUAAUCGAAUCAGUAUUGUCCUUGACUGUCAGUUUGAUAGAUUGCAGUGCUGGUAGCUUUCCUGCUUGUUGACUGUUACCUAAUUGUGUCUAUGUACAUCUGUAGUAUGUACAUGUGAAAGUGCCUUUACAUUUUUAGAGGAACCUUGCUCUUGUAGUGUUGCAUUUCCAUUUCACUUUCUGCUGCUGUUGUACUGCUGCAUUCCAUUGCAUUCCUUCCAUACUCAAACAGGAGAGUUACAAUUGCACAGUUCUAAAAGAAGAAAAUGUACUGUUAAGCUGUUGUGACAAUGCACUUUUAUGUAUAGUACUGUACAUUUUGGCAUGCACCAUUACAGGCUUCAAUAUGCAUUCAGAUUUGUUUCUCAUAGUGUAACUUUAUAAUAAAUAAGGAUAGUUCUGUC